GUUGCGCCGGAAAAAAAACAUUCAUAUUCCAAACACCGAUAAUUACGCAUUCUAAAUUAAUGUGCAGCAAGCUUUUACCUUUGAAUUUUGUCGGCAACGAUGAUUUUUGAUCGAUCUUCAUAUAGGUAAGAAAACAUUUCUGACAGAAAAUGUAUCUGAAUUUAAAAAGAGGGACUAAUUGAUUUUUAAAACGUCUUUGUUGAUUUUUUUAAAAAAGUUACUACUGUGAAUCGGGUUCUUAAAGAGAAAUGUUUGUAUUACUAAUAUUAACAUCAUUACUUGUUCCGACAAGCUCAAAUUCAAUCAAAGGAUUAAAUUUAACCAUCUCUAUCAAUUACGGAGAACCUUUUCUAUUCGAAAUCAGUAGCUUAGAGAAUCAAACUCAAAAAAUUGGGUACAUUCAAGACUUAAUCAACGAGUUGCAACUUCGUAUGGGUUUUGAAUACAAUUACGUAUUAGUCCCAGAUGGAAAUUACGGAGCUCCGAUUGGAAAUGACACCUGGAAUGGAUUGAUUGGAGAAGUUUAUCAUGGACGGGUUGACAUGGCGGCUGCCGACAUCACGAUUAACGCGAUUCGAUCCGAAGUUGUCGAUUUCACCGUUCCUUUUAUGCAAAUCGACUACGCGAUGAUUUUCAAAAAACAGACAGUGAAAUUUGACAUAGCGGCUUAUUUGAUGCCAUUUUCAAGAGAAGUUUGGCUCACAGUUUUGGGAAGCCUUUUUUUAGUUUCUUUCACACUUUACAUUUUUGGGUUAUUAGGAAAAACGUCGAAUAACCAACUUGAAAAUAUUGGUUCUUGCUUUUAUUUUUCAUUUGCGUGUUUUUUGGCACAAGGGCCCGAAACAUAUCCGAAAUCGUUUCCGGCUAGAAUUGCGACUGUAUCAUGGUGGUUUUUAUCGUUGGCGGUUCUCACAAUUUACACGUCCAGCCUAACGUCAAUGCUUACCGUGAAUCGGGUAACACUACCGCUCAAAAAAAUUGAAGAUUUGCUUGAUUAUCCAGACUUUCAUUAUGCAAUAGUGCCCGGGCAAGCUGGCGAAUUGACUUUCAAGAAUUCGACUUAUGAACCGUUUCAGAGGAUGUACGAGAAUAUGAAAAGUCGGAAUACAGGAUUUUAUGAAAGCCCGGAGGGAUUUAACAGGGUAAGAACGCGGAACGACUUCGUUUUUAUUCUGGAGUCUCCUUAUCUUGAGUAUGAACUAACUUUUGCACCUUGUGACCUUGAGGUCAUAACCAGUACAGCCAGCCCCAAAACUGGAGUGGGAUUUGGAUUCGCUUUUCCAAAAGGAUCAUCAUUGACUGAACUAUUUUCGACUAAUAUUUUGGAACUAAUUGAAGACGGCACUAUUGCUACAAUUCACAGAAGAUGGUUCGCAAUAAGAUCCCAGUGCUCGGAUAAGAAGAAACUCGCUGCGAAUGUCGAGGCCAUUGUCUUCAAGGAUAUACAAGGAGUGUUUUUUAUAUUUGGAAGUGGCAUCGGCGUUGCUUUUAUCAUUUUUUUCGUCGCAAGUGUGUUCAAAGUGGCUAAGACCAAAUAUAACAUGUGGAACAGUGAAACUGAAUAA
This is a messenger RNA of Symsagittifera roscoffensis, 1565 nucleotides long. RefSeq names its product glutamate receptor 2-like. Gene Ontology annotation, molecular function: signaling receptor activity; ligand-gated monoatomic ion channel activity. The transcript has a single exon. Bases 249 to 1565 code for a protein of 438 amino acids. The record is from RefSeq and is a predicted model, not a curated record. Gene Ontology annotation, cellular component: plasma membrane. NCBI's taxonomy places the organism in Eukaryota, Metazoa, Xenacoelomorpha, Acoela, Convolutidae.